AGAACACUAUUGGACUGUGGUAACUGUCAAUCAAUUUUAACUCGAGCCGCUGUGCAAAGGACUGAAAUCGACUGAGGAAGAGCCAGAGCGCAAGAAGGUCUCAUUCAACGGCAGUGGGGACGAAUACAGAGAAUGUGAAUUUAUCAUUCAGGUGUAUAACUGAAGAAUAGUAGACUGUUACAGUGAUGGAUAUGAGAGAUGCUGCGGGAAGGUGGGAUGCUCUGGGCAGUCGAGACUCGAGCUCCAGACACGCAGCGAUGGAGCUCAUUCACCAGGAGGUAAUGAAGAGAAUAGAGACCAUGGGGCCGAUACCGGACCCGCAGUCCUCCUCUCCCCCAGCCAUGGAUGACAGUCUGUCCAGUGAUCUCAACGCUCUCCUGGCUCAUGUCCUGAUGCUCUCCAAACGGUGCCCUUAUGAAGACAUCAGGAAGAAAUGCACGUGUUUGCUCCAGAAGGUUCAGGACGUUGGAGUGCGAAUCCCCAGACCGGUGGGAAAUGGACCAAGUAGAUUCAUACCAGAGAAAGAGAUACUUCAAGUCAGUAAAUUGGAUAAAAGAAUACAGUCGAUUUUUGAGGACGCCUUUGCAGUGCUCGGUCGCCUUGACAACAUCUCCUUAGUGAUGGGGUUCCAUCCUCAGUAUCUGGAGAACUUUCUUAAGACACAACAUUACCUGCUUCAGAUGGACGGUCCAUUGUCUCUGCACUGCAGACAUUACAUAGGGAUAAUGGCUGCUGCCAGGCAUCAGUGCACGUAUCUGGUCAACCUGCACGUGAAUGACUUCCUGCAGGUCGGAGGUGAUCCCAAGUGGCUGAAUGGUCUGGAAGAAGCCCCACAGAAGCUGCAGGCUCUUGGGGAGCUCAAUAAGAUCCUGGCCCAUCGCCCCUGGUUGCUCACCAAAGAACACAUUGAGCGUCUACUGAAGGCAGAGGAGCACAGCUGGUCGCUGGCCGAGCUGAUCCAUGUUGUGGUGUUACUCACACUCUAUCACUCUCUGGCCUCCUUUACGUUUGGUUGCGGCAUCAACCCUGACAUCCACACAGAUGGAGGACAUACGUUCAGGCCACCCUCGCUCAGCGGUUACUGCGCUUGUGACAUUGCCAAUGGCAAUGGUGCCCUGGAGGAGAUGUUUGGGAACCAGCAGGUGUCUGAGUUGUCUGGUGAAGUGGAAGUGCUGAUGGAGAAGAUGAAACAGCUCCAGGAAUGUCAUGACGAAGAGGAAGCCAGUCAGGAGGAAAUGGCCACUCGUUUUGAGAGGGAGAAGACCGAGAGCAUGCUGGUGGUCACCUCAGAGGACGAGGAGUGUGUACCAUCCAGAGAUGUUUCACGCCACUUCGAAGACCCUAGUUAUGGCUACAAGGACUUUUACAGAAGAGGAGAACAUGUGCCCACCCUCAGAGUGCAGGACUAUAGUUGGGAAGAUCAUGGCUUUUCCCUUGUGAAUCGUCUGUAUCCGGAUUUUGGACAGCUUCUUGAUGAAAAGUUCCAGAUCGCAUACAAUCUGACGUACAACACAAUGGCAACACACCAGGGUGUGGACACUUCCAUGCUUCGUCGAGCCAUCUGGAACUACAUCCACUGCAUGUUCGGGAUUCGGUACGAUGAUUAUGAUUAUGGAGAAAUUAACCAACUGCUAGACCGCGGUUUUAAAGUCUACAUCAAAACUAUGGUGCGUACUCCAGAGAAGAUCACCAAGAGGAUGUACGACAGCUUCUGGAGGCAGUUCAAGCACUCUGAGAAAGUCCACGUUAAUUUGCUUCUUAUGGAAGCGCGCAUGCAGGCAGAACUGCUCUACGCUCUGAGAGCUAUCACUCGCUACAUGACAUGAAGUGUUGUUCUUGUCUACCUUUUGAUAAUUUUUUUACUUACUGUUGUUGACGUUGGACACUUA
Messenger RNA from Cyprinus carpio (common carp), 1889 nucleotides. RefSeq names its product sestrin 1 (gene sesn1). Gene Ontology annotation, cellular component: nucleus. The record is from RefSeq and is a predicted model, not a curated record. Gene Ontology annotation, molecular function: oxidoreductase activity, acting on peroxide as acceptor; L-leucine binding. Lineage: Eukaryota; Metazoa; Chordata; Actinopteri; Cypriniformes; Cyprinidae. Gene Ontology annotation, biological process: cellular response to leucine starvation; regulation of response to reactive oxygen species; positive regulation of macroautophagy.